UCACACAGCGGAAAACCAACAGACUGCAGCUGAACGGCGCAUUCGGUGAGAGGUUGGGAAGGCAGUCGGCUCUGCUCGUCGGAGAACCUCUCCCGCACUCGAACCCACAGCCACAUUUGAGUUUUAUCCUGCAAACCCCACAGUUCGGACUCGGAGACACAGAAGCGCGCUGGAAGACGGCUCGGAUAUCGACACGAAGCAGGCAAACGCGGAGGGCUGAGAAAUGGCAACGACAACCUGUACGCGCUUUACCGACGAGUACCAGCUUUACGAAGAACUUGGAAAGGGGGCUUUCUCAGUCGUGCGACGUUGCGUCAAGCUGUGCACAGGCCAGGAGUUUGCUGCCAAAAUCAUAAACACCAAAAAGCUCUCGGCAAGAGAUCACCAGAAGCUGGAACGAGAAGCUCGCAUCUGUCGCCUGCUCAAGCAUCCCAACAUCGUUCGGCUCCAUGACAGCAUAUCUGAAGAGGGCUUUCAUUACCUCAUAUUUGACCUUGUGACGGGUGGAGAGCUGUUCGAAGAUAUCGUAGCCAGAGAAUAUUACAGCGAAGCUGAUGCCAGUCAUUGUAUCCAUCAGAUUCUCGAGAGUGUCAGUCACAUUCACCAUCAUGAUAUAGUGCACAGGGACCUGAAGCCUGAGAACCUGCUGUUGGCCAGUAAAUGCAAGAACGCAGCCGUCAAAUUGGCCGACUUUGGCCUGGCCAUCGAGGUGCAGGGAGACCAGCAGGCCUGGUUCGGGUUUGCCGGAACGCCAGGUUAUCUUUCCCCAGAAGUGCUGAGAAAGGAAGCGUACGGUAAACCUGUGGACAUCUGGGCAUGCGGAGUGAUUCUGUAUAUUCUGCUGGUGGGUUAUCCUCCGUUUUGGGAUGAAGACCAGCACAAACUCUACCAACAGAUCAAAGCCGGCGCUUAUGACUUUCCCUCUCCAGAGUGGGACACGGUCACGCCUGAAGCCAAAAACCUCAUCAAUCAAAUGUUGACCAUCAAUCCGGCGAAGAGAAUCACAGCCCAGGAGGCCCUGAAGCACCCGUGGGUCUGCCAACGAUCCACCGUGGCAUCCAUGAUGCACAGACAAGAAACGGUCGAGUGCUUGAAGAAAUUUAACGCGAGGAGGAAACUCAAGGGUGCGAUUUUGACAACGAUGCUGGUGUCACGAAAUUUCUCUGUGGGCAGACAGAGCACGGCCCCCGCCUCAGUCUCUGCGGCUGCAGCCGCAGCCGCCGCUGCUGCUGGUACCACCGCUGGUCUGGUGGAACAAGCAGCCAAGAGUCUGCUCAACAAGAAGGCCGAUGUCAAGCCACAGUCGAACAGCACCAAAAACAGCAUAGUCACCAGUCCCAAAGGAUCCGUCCCCUCUCCUGCUCUGGAACCUCAGACCACUGUUAUCCAUAACCCAGUGGAUGGGACCAAGGAAUCUUCAGACAGCAGCAACACAACAAUCGAGGAUGAAGAUGUCAAAGGGAAAAGCCUAGAUAGUGGUUCAGUUAAAGCCCCCUCUGAGGUCAGCCAAUCACCUCUAAGCUCCGCCCCUCCCGUCUUCUCCACCAAACUGACAGACAUCCUGGGCUGCGCUCGCAGGGGUUCGGGACCCGCGGUCGCGUCUGACAGUGAAGUCACUCCCUCCCCUCCACACACCCCCGUCACGCAGACCCGGUUCACAGAUCUGGUGAGUGGUGUGGGUCGAACACCCACCCAGCAUCCUCAGGUGGAGUCAACUACCUCUCGAAUUUGUGCCCCCCCUCCCCAGCCCUCAUUCCCCCUGACCCUGCCCCCCUCCGGUCCCUCCGUGUCUGUACAGAGUGAGUACAGCGUGCUGAGUGCCUGUGUGUGUGAAAUUAAGUCUUGAAACACUAACACAACUAAAACUUGUGCGUUCUUACUCUAGUAUACUUCGUAAAGGCAGCCAAUCAUGCUGGAGUGUCCCAUUUUCAGUUUUGUGUGCAUGUCGUGGGAGGCUGAAAUGACCUCACUGCUUGCAUAUCGGCAGGGGUGAGCCGUAUCCCACCUUUGACUUCUUUAAUGCAUAUGCGCUGUCAGAUUGGUAAAGAGAAUGAAGAGCGUGUCAUGAUUCCUUGAAAAUGGAGCAGAAAGCUGUGAAUGAAGGGAAAGAGAUGAGUGUUUUCAUUAGAAGAGAGAGAGAAUGAAGCGUGGAGAACAUCUUAUCUGAGGGUUCAGGAUUAGAGUCAGUACUACUCUCACUGAUUCUGCCCAUGUUUGACCUCAGUGUCAAGUUUGUCAUUUUUGUCAUAAACAACUUGGAGAAAUUGGCGGGGGUUUUUAAACAAAUGAUGUGCUUUGACAAAUUGCUAGUCUGACUAAUUUAUUGGGCAUGUAUUUGUCCCUGCAUCCAUUUACCAGGAAGAUAAUUAUUUAAAUGCAAAUAAAGGUUUGUUUUCAAAUGCUUAUUAAAAACCACAAAACUUUAUUUUUUUCCUCUGCAUGUAAUGAGUGAAAUUGUCUAAGUUUGGAAGUAGUUUCUGUUAAAGCUGCUAUCUGUAACUUUUCUUGAUUAAAAAUACAAAUCAGUUAUUGAAAAGUACAUUAAAAUGUGUAAAUAACCUGCAAUUUUAUAUUUUAUAUCAGAGA
Messenger RNA from Triplophysa rosa, 2586 nucleotides. RefSeq names its product calcium/calmodulin-dependent protein kinase type II subunit beta (gene camk2b2). Gene Ontology annotation, biological process: protein phosphorylation. Lineage: Eukaryota; Metazoa; Chordata; Actinopteri; Cypriniformes; Nemacheilidae. The record is from RefSeq and is a predicted model, not a curated record. The coding region runs from base 224 to 1846 and encodes 540 amino acids. Gene Ontology annotation, cellular component: cytoplasm; neuron projection. The transcript has 20 exons. Gene Ontology annotation, molecular function: calcium/calmodulin-dependent protein kinase activity; ATP binding; calmodulin binding.